This is a messenger RNA of Tyto alba (common barn owl), 2249 nucleotides long. RefSeq names its product NADPH oxidase 4 (gene NOX4). The record is from RefSeq and is a predicted model, not a curated record. NCBI's taxonomy places the organism in Eukaryota, Metazoa, Chordata, Aves, Strigiformes, Tytonidae. Gene Ontology annotation, molecular function: superoxide-generating NAD(P)H oxidase activity. Gene Ontology annotation, biological process: superoxide anion generation; defense response. Gene Ontology annotation, cellular component: plasma membrane; NADPH oxidase complex. The transcript is spliced from 18 exons. The coding region runs from base 10 to 1758 and encodes 582 amino acids.
UCCCGCACCAUGGCUCUGUCCUGGAGGAGCUGGCUGGUUAAUGAGGGGAGCAAGCACCUCUUCCUGUUUUUCUGGUUCUCCCUCAAUGUAUGGCUCUUCUGGAAAACCUUCCUGCUCUAUUAUCAAGGGCUGCAGUAUUAUUAUUUGCAUCAGAUGUUAGGGCUAGGAUUGUGUGUUAGCAGAGCUUCAGCAUCUGUCCUCAAUCUCAACUGCUGCUUGGUCCUUCUACCCAUGUGCCGUGUUCUCUUGGCCUUCCUGCGAGGAUCUCGGAAGGUUGCCAGCAGGAAAACCAGAAGGCUGCUAGAUAAAAGUAAAACUUUCCAUGUGACCUGUGGUGUUACAAUAUGCAUCUUUUCAGUCUUGCAUGUUGCUGCUCAUCUGGUGAACGCUCUCAACUUCUCUGAGAACUACAACGAAGAGUUUCUGUCACUAAAUGCAGCGAACUAUCGUGGUGAGGACCCAAGGAAACUGCUUUUUGCUACUGUUCCAGGUCUGACUGGAGUCAUUAUGGUGUUGGUAUUAUUCCUAAUGUGUACAGCUUCUACAUAUGCCAUCAGGGUUUCAAACUAUGACAUCUUCUGGUAUACACACAACCUUUUCUUUGUCUUCUAUAUGCUGCUGAUGCUGCAUGUUUCUGGGGGAGUGCUCAAGUACCAGACCAACUUAGAGGAACACCCUCCUGGUUGCUUUAAUCCUAACAAAACACUCCAACAGAGUAUGACGGUGCCAAAGGCUUUUGAAGAGCUGUUUCCUGACUAUACUACUGAGCCUUUCCCAGAGGACUUACCAGUACCAGAACCCUUUGUACAAAAUAACUUUAUGAGAAUUUGUUCCGAGGAACCCAAGUUCCAGUCACACUUCCCAGAGACCUGGUUUUGGAUUUCUGGACCUCUGUGCUUGUACUGUGUGGAGAGGCUGUACCGCUACAUCCGCAGCAAUAAGCCAGUCACAAUAACUUCAGUGAUAGGCCAUCCCUCCAAUGUCCUUGAAGUAAGGAUGAUGAAAGAUGACUUUAAAGCAAGGCCUGGUCAGUAUGUUAUUCUACACUGUCCAAGAGUGUCUGCACUGGAAAGCCAUCCAUUCACCCUUACAAUGUGCCCUACAGAUACCAAAGCAACGUUUGGGGUCCACCUUAAAGUAGUAGGAGACUGGACAGAAAGAUUUCGGGAUUUACUGCUUCUACAUUCAAAUCAAGACACAGAGAUUCUGCCCAUCUUUCAGCAGAGGCGCUAUCCCAAACUGUAUGUGGAUGGACCUUUUGGAAGUCCCUUUGAGGAAUCCCUGAACUACGAGGUCAGCCUCUGCGUGGCUGGAGGUAUUGGAGUUACACCAUUUGCAUCAGUACUCAACACACUGCUUGAUGGCUGGAAAUGCUACAAGCUCAGAAGACUCUACUUCAUUUGGGUGUGCAGGGACAUUGAAUCUUUCCGCUGGUUUGCAGAUCUGCUCUGUAUGUUGCAUAACAAGCUUUGGCAAGAGAACCGACCAGACUAUAUAAAUAUCCAGCUGUACCUCAGUCAGACAGAUGGAAUACAGAAAAUAAUUGGUGAAAAAUAUCAAGCUUUAAACUCAAGGCUUUCGAUUGGACGGCCCCGGUGGAAGCUCCUUUUUGAUGAAAUAGCAAAGUGUAACAGGCGGAAGACUAUUGGAGUUUUCUGUUGUGGACCAAACAAAAUCUCUAAGAUACUUCACAAACUGAGCAACAGCAGCAACUCUUAUGGGACAAGGUUUGAGUAUAAUAAAGAAUCCUUCAGCUGAAAGUCUGUUGGACUAGCAAGACUUUCUAGAAGAUAAAAGUGCAAUCUUUUGUUUGUACAACUUAGAAGUUCAGCUGUGGUUUAAACAGACAGAAGUGUACCAAAGAAUAACACAGAUUUUCUUAUUUAUGAUUAUUUAAGACUUUGGGAAAUGAUGAAUGCAGCAGUUUACCAACAAAUAAUAAGUGCUUAUGCUCAAACCCAAACGUGCUCGCACAAUAUUUGUGGCAGUGGUGAUUCUUUGGAGUUGUUUCUGUUAAUUAAAAAGUACAGCAUUUGGGGAGAGACACAAUUGCUUUAAAAGCUGAUGGAAGAAGAAUCUGUGGAAUGUUUGAACUUAUUCCACUUCAGUCCUCUGAAGCUGGAUCAGUAAACCAAACCCCAAGUUAAUUCAAAUGACAAAACAUACUGUAUUACAAAGACUUUUGUUGUAUACAAGCUCAUGGCUUUAGGGUGGAAGCACUCUAUAUUGAAGAUUUUUAUACAUUGCAG